Colletotrichum spaethianum is the source of this 918-nucleotide messenger RNA. Its product is annotated as cell surface mannoprotein MP65. The coding region runs from base 1 to 918 and encodes 305 amino acids. The record is from RefSeq and is a predicted model, not a curated record. Gene Ontology annotation, molecular function: 1,3-beta-glucanosyltransferase activity; glucan endo-1,3-beta-D-glucosidase activity. Gene Ontology annotation, cellular component: fungal-type cell wall; extracellular region; cell surface. Gene Ontology annotation, biological process: cell wall organization. The transcript has 2 exons. NCBI's taxonomy places the organism in Eukaryota, Fungi, Ascomycota, Sordariomycetes, Glomerellales, Glomerellaceae.
AUGAAGUCAGCCGGUCUCCCUUCAGCGCUGGCCCUUGCCCUGGUCGGGCUCUCCGCCGCUCACCCUCAUGGCACUAGAGAUGUCAAGGGUACGAUUGCCUCUUUCGCUUCGAACACGACCCUCAAUGGCAUUGCUUAUGCACCCUACACCGCAAGUGGACAGUGUAAAACAGCUGGGCAGAUUGAUGCCGAUUUUGCAGAACUGAAGGGGAAAUACUCGGUGGUCCGCACCUACGGCACCGAUUGCAACCAGAUUGCCAAUGCUCUUCCUGCGGCAAAGAAGGCCGGCGUGAAACUCUUCUUGGGCAUCUUUGAUGUUAGCUCGAUCCCAACCCAGGUCGCAACCAUUGUCUCAGCCGUCAGUAGUGACUGGUCCCUGAUCGACACUGUCAGUGUCGGUAAUGAAUUAGUCAACAAUGGCAAGGCCACAGCGCAGCAAAUGGUCACCGCCGUAGGCCAGACACGCCAGCUUCUCCGCGCUGCCGGUUACACCGGACCUGUUGUCACUGUCGACACCUUCGUGGCGGUCCUUGCCAACCCCUCGCUUUGCGAUGCGUCGGAUUACUGCGCAAUGAACAUCCAUCCAUUUUUCGACAGUAACACAGCAGCAGAGAAUGCAGGCUCUUUCAUUACGGGGAUGGUCGGCCAGGUUCAGGCCCAGCUCUCUGACAGAAAUAAGCGCAUUGUCUGCACGGAGACUGGGUGGCCGUGGAAGGGAAACGCCAACGGUGCUGCCGUACCUGGUCUUGAGGAGCAGCAGCUGGCAGUCGACUCGAUAAAGAAGGCAUAUGCAAGCCAUCCGAGCGAUGUCAUUCUCUUUUCAGCCUUCAACGAUCUCUGGAAACACGCCGAGGCAGCAACUUUCAAUGCCGAGCAGUACUGGGGUAUUGGAGCUCUGUACUCGGAUUCUGGCAAAUGA